Pogonomyrmex barbatus (red harvester ant) is the source of this 2266-nucleotide messenger RNA. RefSeq names its product cytochrome P450 4C1-like. Gene Ontology annotation, molecular function: monooxygenase activity; iron ion binding; heme binding. The record is from RefSeq and is a predicted model, not a curated record. NCBI's taxonomy places the organism in Eukaryota, Metazoa, Arthropoda, Insecta, Hymenoptera, Formicidae.
GCGAUUCACAACGUCGCAUGUUUCCAAACGCAACGAGAAAUUGUUUGCUGAAAGUACUUGGAUGAUAUCAAGUGGCCGGUUCAAUUAUUCAGCAUCGUGUAAAUAAUACUUUGCGAGAUAAAGCGGCGCAAAAUAAUAAGAAAUAUCAAAGCUGAAAAUAUUGUGAACUUAUUGUAAAUUUUAAAAGGCAGCUGCAUAUUCGUGAUUCUUCCUGUUAUAACGAUUUGUUAUUAUAUCACUUGUUAUACUUAAUAUUCAACAAAAUAUGACUUAAAUGACGCAUAUUUUAUACUAAAUGACGAAGCGGUAUUCAAUGAUAAAAUUCUGAUAAUCCGGUGAUCGCUGAUUCAAGUGUUGAAUUAAAAACGUUGAUUUAACCGACAUAAUAAACGCGUUCGCAGAUAAUGGAUGUCUUCUUUUUACUGUGCACUUUGUGUGUGAUUGCUGUGAUUUCUGUAAUCCUUCCAAGAAUAUAUCAGCACUAUGUUCUUCGAAAAAAAUUGAAACGCCUUCCUCAAAUCAAAGCAAAUCCUAUCUUUGGUGUAAUAUUUCAAUUAUUAAAAUUAUCGGAGUGGGAACGCGUACUAUGGUUUUAUGAUUAUAUGAAACAGUAUAAAAAUGGUAUAUAUGGAUACUGGCUCGGAAACAAGCCUUUUGUUAAUAUAUAUCAUCCAGACUAUUUAGAGGCCAUUUUCCCCAGCACUGUAAACAUCACAAAAGGAGAACCUUAUGACAUGUUAAGACCUUGGUUGGGCAAUGGACUUCUUACAUCUACAGGUAAACAAUGGUUCCAUGAUAGGAGACUCAUUGGGCCAACGUUCCAUUUUAGUAUAUUAAAUCAAUUUGCUGUGAUUUUGUCUGAAAAAGCAGAGAUCUUGACAAAGUGUCUCGAGAAAGAAAUAAGAAAAGAUCCAGGGAAAGCUAUUAAUAUUUUUCCAUUUAUUAUCAAUGUUGCUCUCGACAUUAUAUGCGAAACGGCAAUGGGCGUGAAUGUUCGUGCCCAAGAAGUUGUAACCGAAUAUACGUCGACAGUACAUAAAACUUCUACGUUAAUACUUGAACGAUUGUUUCGACCAUGGCAUUGGAGUGACUUGUUGUAUUAUUCGUUUCCUGCAGGAAAGCAGUAUAAAUCAGCGCUUAAUAUAUUGCAUAGAUUUACAAAAGAGGUGAUAAUUAAAAAAAAGAGCGCCCGAGAAAAACAAAACGGCCAUGUGGAAUUUGAAGAUAAAAAUGAUGAUUCUGAUAUAGGUAAACGAAAGAGAAAAGCUUUUCUAGAUUUAUUACUAGAUCAGAAUGAAAAAGACGACACCCCGUUAACCGACGACGAAGUGAGAGCGCAAGUUGAUACGUUCAUGUUUGAGGGCCAUGACACAACUGCAGUAGCCAUGACUUGGGCACUGUUCCUUUUGGGCAGUCAUCCUGAACAUCAAGAAAAAGUUCACAAAGAACUUGAGGAGGUUUUCGGGGAUUCGGAAACACCAGCUACUGUAAAAGAAUUGUCGGAAUUAAAAUAUCUCGACAGAGUCAUAAAAGAGACGCUCAGAUUAUAUCCAAGUGUACCUAUGAUCACGAGAGAAUUAGUAGAAGAUGUAACAGUCGGUAAUUAUACGUUUCCGAAAGGUAUUACGGUUGUAUUGGCGAUCUUGUUAACGCACCGAAACCCGGUUGUAUGGCCAGAUCCGGAUAAAUUCGAUCCGGAUCGCUUCCUUCCGGAAAACUCGGCAAAUAGGAAUCCAUAUGCCUACGUUCCAUUCAGCGCUGGACCGAGAAAUUGUAUAGGCCAGAGAUUCGCUAUGCUCGAAGAGAAAACCGUGUUAACUGCUAUUCUCAGAAAGUGGAGGGUGAAAAGUGUGAAAACGCCCGAUAUGGUUAAGUAUGGCGGAUCCAUUAUUUUACGACCAAAUGAAGAUAUACCUAUACAUUUCAUACCGAAGAAAUAAAAAAAAAAACAAUUUAUCGGUAAAUAUAUUCUUUUGCAUAUGAAGCGACUCUUUCCGAAUUUUUAUCGAUUAUAAAAUUUAAAUUACAAAUAUCAUUAUAUCACAUGUAUCCUUAUAGUGUAUUUCUGUAUACAUGUAUAUAAUAAUUAAUUUUAAUUUUGAAAAUAUAUAGUAUGUUUUUUUUUAAAUAUUAAAUGCUGGUUAAAUGCUUAUUACAGCGAAACUUUUAUGAUAAUAACACGUUGUAAUUAUUGUUUAAUACAAUUCGUUCUCUCUUCCGGCAAACGAUAUCUUAAAAAAGAUUGUUUAAUAAAGAUGAUAAAUAU